Eucalyptus grandis is the source of this 2119-nucleotide messenger RNA. RefSeq names its product probable alkaline/neutral invertase D. The coding region runs from base 216 to 1880 and encodes 554 amino acids. The record is from RefSeq and is a predicted model, not a curated record. NCBI's taxonomy places the organism in Eukaryota, Viridiplantae, Streptophyta, Magnoliopsida, Myrtales, Myrtaceae. The transcript is spliced from 5 exons. Gene Ontology annotation, molecular function: sucrose alpha-glucosidase activity; endo-alpha-N-acetylgalactosaminidase activity. Gene Ontology annotation, biological process: sucrose catabolic process.
CUCUCUCUUCUAUAAAAUGCAGCUCAAGAGACAAUGCCUCUUUUUCCCCUCCUUGUCUUCCUUCCUCUCCCAUCCUUCCCUCCGCCGAGAAAGCGCCGGCGACCGGCCGGGGAACAUCCUCCCGCUCUCCUCCCCCGCCGGCGACGUCUACUUCGAGGGUCCUCCUCCACUUUCCGUGGAUUGCAGGGAGCACGUAGCGAGGAGAAGGAGAAGACAUGGAGGGGCCGGGUAUGCGCAAAGUUAGCUCGCAUUGCUCGAUCAACGAUAUGUUCGAUGAAGAUUUCUCGCGUCUCCUUGAGAAGCCGAGGCUUAACAUUGAGCGGCAGAGAUCUUUUGACGAGAGGUCCCUCAGCGAGCUCUCGAUUGGGCUCACGAGGGUUGGGUUGGAUAACCUGGAUAGCACAUAUUCACCUGGGAGGAGGUCAGGGUUUGACACCCCAGCAUCGUCAGCCCGCAACUCUUUUGAACCUCAUCCUAUGGUGGCUGAUGCCUGGGAGGCUCUAAGAAAGUCUCUGGUGUAUUUCCGUGGUCAACCAGUGGGGACAAUCGCUGCCGUUGACCAUGCUUCUGAGGAAGUUUUGAACUAUGAUCAGGUGUUUGUUCGGGAUUUUGUCCCCAGUGCACUGGCUUUUCUAAUGAAUGGGGAGCCAGAUAUUGUCAAGAAUUUUCUCUUGAAGACUUUACAUCUUCAAGGAUGGGAGAAAAGAAUAGACAGAUUCAAGCUUGGGGAAGGAGCAAUGCCAGCAAGCUUCAAAGUCUUGCACGAUCCUAUUCGGAAAACAGAUACUCUUAUGGCAGAUUUUGGUGAGAGUGCAAUUGGAAGAGUUGCACCAGUUGACUCUGGAUUUUGGUGGAUUAUCCUGCUUCGUGCGUAUACAAAGUCCACAGGAGAUCUGUCUUUGGCAGAGACAGAAGAGUGUCAGAAGGGGAUGAGGCUUAUAUGUUCUCUUUGCCUGUCCGAGGGUUUCGAUACUUUUCCUACUUUACUUUGUGCCGAUGGUUGCUCAAUGGUUGAUCGAAGAAUGGGCAUCUAUGGCUACCCGAUUGAAAUUCAGGCACUUUUCUUUAUGGCUCUGAGAUGUGCUUUGGCAAUGCUAAAACAUGAUUCAGAAGGGAAAGAAUGCAUCGAGAGAAUUGUCAAACGCUUACAUGCCUUAAGCUAUCACAUGCGGAGUUAUUUCUGGCUUGACUUCCAACAACUAAAUGACAUAUACCGAUAUAAAACCGAGGAAUAUUCGCAUACUGCAGUAAAUAAGUUUAAUGUUAUUCCUGAUUCAAUUCCAGACUGGGUAUUUGAUUUUAUGCCAACUCGCGGUGGUUACUUCAUUGGCAAUGUCAGUCCUGCAAGGAUGGAUUUCAGAUGGUUCGCUUUGGGUAAUUGUGUAGCAAUAUUGGCAUCACUUGCUACUCCGGAGCAAUCAAUGGCUAUUAUGGAUCUUAUAGAAGCUCGCUGGGAGGAGUUGGUAGGGGAAAUGCCUCUAAAGAUAAGCUAUCCUGCUCUGGAAGGUCAUGAAUGGCGGAUAGUUACUGGUUGUGAUCCUAAAAAUACCAGAUGGAGUUAUCACAAUGGAGGAUCUUGGCCAGUGCUUUUGUGGUUGUUAACGGCUGCUUGCAUCAAGACUGGGCGGCCACAAAUUGCGAGACGAGCAAUUGAUCUGGCCGAGACUCGUUUGUUGAAGGACAGCUGGCCAGAAUAUUAUGAUGGUACACUGGGUAGAUAUAUUGGCAAGCAAGCAAGAAAGUAUCAAACAUGGUCUAUAGCAGGAUAUUUAGUGGCGAAGAUGAUGCUGGAGGAUCCUUCGCACUUGGGAAUGAUUUCCCUGGAAGAGGACAAGCAGAUGAAGCCAGUGCUUAAGAGAUCUUCUUCCUGGACUUGCUGAGUAUAUCCCAACAGUAGAAAAGAAGGGCAGGGAAUCAAGAAGAGAACACAAGUGAAAUUAGCUUGUUCUUACGACCAUAUUCUUUUGGUGAUUUGCAUCUUGUAGGUUUGUUUUGAACCCUUCUGAAAGUUUGGUUUUGUGUACAAUAGCAAAUGCCAAAUUGCAUCAAGCUUGCUGAAUAAAAAGAAAAACAUUCUGGUACUUAUGCAGUUUUAUAAAUGCUUGCCUGCAUUUUGAGA